CCCCACUGGAGAUCAAACACUUACCUAAUGAAUUUUUCAAAUUAAUCAAUGGAAAUAUUUUCGAGCAACAAAAUGUAUGGAAAUGGCACGCAUCGAUGCCGUAUCAGACAUCACGCUUCGCUUCAUACUUCAAAGUUUUGCCAGAAGGUCAACAAUUAGCGGGAGUUGCCAGAUACUACACAAACUACCUACCUUGUUCUUAUCGUUUCUUUUUAACUUAUUAUUUAAAUAGUAUCGAUAUAGUUUUAAGUGUUUUGAAAGUUCGAAAGGAUGUUUGGUACGAAAUUUGUUAUAAACAAAGUUGUAGAUCAAUCAGAACUUCCACAAAUUAUUGCGAUUGUUAUUAGUUGCAUACCCAGUUUUAUCACAGGACUGAUCAUAGCUUGGCCUUCGCCGUCAAUACCAAAAAUAGUAAACGACAAAGUAAACUACGACAUAUCAGAAGAUGAAGCUUCCUACUUUAGUUUCCUUAAUGCCACUGGACCAGUAUUACUAUCAGUAUUCAUCUCAAAACUCUGCGAUACUUUGGGGAGAAAAAGAACCCUAAUGUUGUCAGCGAUACCUCAUGCUAUAACCUGGAUCAUGAAGGCUUUUUGUACGAAUAUCAAUGCACUUUACGUAGCAAGAGCAUUAGGAAGCUUGGGUGAUACAUUUAUGUAUAAUUCGUUGCCUAUGUAUAUAGGAGAAGUGUGUACUCCAAGGGUUAGAGGAGUGUGGGGUAACGGUCUCAUAUGUGCUCUGUAUCUAGGUCUAUUUACCAUCAACACCAUUGGAGCUUAUUGCUCUGUGAAACUAACAGCUCUAAUUUGCUUAGUUUUUCCAAUAGUGUUCUUCAUUUUGUUCUGCUUUAUGCCAGAGUCCCCAUAUUACUACACCAUUAAAGGAAACGAUGAAGCUGCGAAACAAUCGUUAAAAUGGUUAAGAAGCAGUGACAAUGUCGAAGAAGAAUUUAUUAAACUUAAAGACAACGUCAACAAACAAAUGUCUGAGCCCAGUUCCUGGAAAGAUGUUCUGACUGUAGAAAGCAAUAGAAAAGCUUGUCUGGCUGGAGUAUUUUUAAGAGUGUCUCAAAACUUUUGUGGUCUUUUAGCAUUCUCGGUGUAUGCCCAAUACAUCUUUGAAAAUGCUGGUGACAUCAUAGAUCCAAAAGUUUCUUCUAUUUUAUACACAGGACUGUCAUUUUUAUGUUAUAUAAUCGCUUCUAACUUUUCCGACAAGCUGGGAAGAAGACUGUCGUAUAUAAUAUCCAUCAGUCUUACUACAGUCCCUUUGUUUGUCAUAGCUAUUUACUUUGUUAUAAAAGAAUAUGCUCCUCAGCUACACAUCACCAAUUAUGACUUCCUUCCUCUGGUGUGCAUGAUAGUCUACAUCAUUUUAGCUUCUUUUGGGACAGGUCUAGUUCCGACAUUAAUGCUUGGUGAGCUCUUUGCAGCGAAUGUUAAAGUUAAAAGUUUAAGCAUAGUUACCACGUUCUUCUCUUUGUCGUUCUGUGCGGCAAACAACCUCUUCUAUUACGUUUCCAAGUAUUGUGGUAUCUUUGGUCCGUUUUUUAUUUUUGGUGGGUGUAAUAUAGUUUCGGCCAUUGCAGCUUCAGUAAUUAUACCAGAGACUAGAGGUAAAACGUUGGAAGAGAUUCAGCAUCAACUAAAGAAAAAAGCACAAAAUAGUAAUGAUGCAUGAUAAACAAUGUUUUUUAAAAGUUUUGUACAUUUUUUAUUUAUAUGUUCUUUAUAUUUAGUGAUAGAUUUUUGUACAAAAAAGUAAUAUAAUUAUUCGACAACGUG
Messenger RNA from Diabrotica virgifera virgifera (western corn rootworm), 1784 nucleotides. RefSeq names its product facilitated trehalose transporter Tret1-2 homolog. The coding region runs from base 271 to 1680 and encodes 469 amino acids. NCBI's taxonomy places the organism in Eukaryota, Metazoa, Arthropoda, Insecta, Coleoptera, Chrysomelidae. Gene Ontology annotation, cellular component: membrane. Gene Ontology annotation, biological process: transmembrane transport. The record is from RefSeq and is a predicted model, not a curated record. Gene Ontology annotation, molecular function: transmembrane transporter activity. The transcript has 2 exons.